CGCCUCGAUUUCCCAAGAACCAAUUCGGCGAGUGUCACCGUGUUGAUACGGAAGUCCCGGUGGAAACUCUGCUGGCAAUUCUCUACCCUCAGCAUAAUCUAUGCCUUCUAAUCUCUGAGCUGCAGCCAUUAUCCGGAGCAGAUAUUUAUAUUUCCGUGUGUUUUUACGUCAACCACGUGAGUUAUGGCAGCUCUGAAAUUCGCGGGUAUGGACGAUACAGACAGUGAGGAUGAGUUGCCUCCUGGAUGGGAAGAGAGAUCUACCAAAGAUGGAUGGGUCUACUACGCAAACCAUGAUGAAAUGAAGACACAGUGGGAACAUCCGAAGACCGGAAAGAAAAAACGUUGUGCUGGAGAUUUACCGUAUGGUUGGGAGCAAGAAACUGAUGAGAAAGGACAGAUCGUUUAUGUUGAUCACAUUAAUAAGAGGACCACGUAUUUCGACCCUCGCCAAGCAUUUACAGUCGAGGAUGUAGUGCUGAAACCAAAACGUUAUGAUGGAAACACAGCCGCUCUGGAGAUCCUGCAAGGUCGCGACCUCUCUGACAGAGUCGUUGUCAUCACUGGGGGCAACUCGGGCAUUGGCUUCGAGACAGCCAGGUCCUUCGCUCUCCAUGGGGCCCACGUGAUCCUAGCGUGUCGAAACCUGACCCGCGCAAACAAGGCGGUCACGCUCAUACAGCAGGAAUGGCACAAAGCGAAGGUGGAAGCGAUCAUGUGUGAUCUGGCCUCUCUUCAAAGCGUCAGAGAAUUUGCAGAUGCUUUCAAGGCCAAGAAACUGCCCCUCCACAUUCUGGUGUGCAACGCGGCGGUGUGCACUCAGCCCUGGAGCCUGACGGCAGACGGCCUGGAGUCCACCUUCCAGACCUGCCACCUGGGUCACUUCCUGCUCGUGCGGUGCCUGCAGGACGUGCUGCGGCGCUCGGCGCCCGCCCGCGUUGUGGUGGUGUCUUCAGAGUCUCACAGGUUUACGGACCUGUUAGACUCCAGUGGGAAGGUGGACUUGGCCCUGUUGUCCCCGCCCAAGUCGGAGUACUGGUCCAUGGUGGCGUACAACCGGGCCAAACUCUGCAACAUCCUCUUCAGCAGCGAGCUCCACCGCCGGCUUUCGCCCCACGGCGUCACCUGCAACGCCGUGCAUCCAGGGAACAUGAUGUACACUUCCAUCCACCGCAGCUGGUGGCUCAUGACCCUUCUCUUCACCCUGGCCAGGCCUUUCACUAAAUCUAUGGGUCACGUCCUGCCCUCUAACUCCUGACCUCUGACCUUUGACCUUGGAUCGUCAGCCAGCAGACACCAGCGCCGGGCUGACAGCUCCCAAAGCCCACUGACCCUAAAGAAAGCAGAGGGACGGAGACAGAGAGGAGGGGAGAGAGAGAGAGAGAGAGCCUCGACUGUUGACCUCUCUUCCAGGGAGAGCAGUGCACACCCAGCCAGAGUGACAGUUUACCUGUUCGAGGGGUCAAGAAGCGAGAGGAACAAGAAACAGAGGCCUCGUUUAUGAAAUAGCAAAAGCUAAGUGAGAAGGAACGAAGCAAGGGCUGCGAGGAUCGAGCGGCGGGUGGAGGGGGUGGAGGUAAAGAAUGGGAUAGGAGGACAAACAUGAGUGAACCUGGAUGGUGGAGGUCACACUCUGCCCGAGGAGACAGGUGCCUCAAGAUUAGCCUGCGCAUUAAUGGCCUGUACUUUACUACACUCACAUACACAUGCAUGCACAGCGCGAGGCACUCCUGGAGAACUCCUAUACCGCAGGGACGGGGAACUGGUGAGAACACAGCUCUGACUCUCAUAUCCUAUUUAUACACCCUUUCCUGUACAUUACAAUCCUAUUUAGCUCACCCUGCUUCCUACACAAUCCUAUUUAUGGACUCACCCCCACCCGCCACCGCCACACACCCACCUUCCACUCUCAAAUCCUAUUUGUGUGCCCUCUCCUCCUGUAUGCAGGUGCCAUCUAUCCAAAAGGCUGCCUAUUGGGUGUGUAAGCUGUGAUUCAAAUCACUGGUGUGUGUGUGUGUGUGUGUGAUUUGUGUUUUAAUGUAGCACUGAAAUUGGAGUGUUCCACCCAGGACUCACAGACUGUUCCUGGACUCAUGGCGGCAUUUAUCACUCCUGUGGCUAACUAGGGCCGCGAUGUCUCUCAUCUCAAGCAAAAAGGCUGAAAAGUUGCUUCAACCUGAUCACCCUUCGAGGCAACACUCUCACCUCUGUCUUUGCCUGUGGGAUCAGAAACUCCCAAACUGUCGAGGUGAGACGGGGGAUGCUUGACCCCUGAUGUGCUACGCCACACAAACGAUCUGCAAGCACAGACAAGCGUCUGUGUCUUCUGUCCCGUCCCAUCUCCACCUGUCCACGUGACAGGCCUCUUAUCCUCCAUUAGUGUAUUUAGGCAGGACAAAGUGCCCGUCCACAUCACGGGCCUGUCUCCACCUGACUCCCCCACCUGUCACUCACCCGGCGUUAUGAAAGUAUCCUCAUUCUGUUUGAAGGUGGGAGAUGAAAGGAGAACUGCAGUCAGGGACCUGGUUGCCCUGACACACUUGAUUAGAGUAGCCACAGUCAGAGAAGGGGGUCGGCGAGGAUGUUCCUGCCUGCCCGGAUUAGGGGAGGGGGUGCAGACGUAGUGUAUGUAGAGCAGGGCUCUGCGGCUGUCUUUAUUAGGGGCAGGAAGGUGCAGCAAAGUGGGCGUGGUUGCUUCUCGAGCCGAAGGCGUGGACUUUCACAGACAGAGGCGGCGAUGAGGCCUUCGCACGCUGAAACGGACACGCCACCGGAGCACAAGGUUAAACAAGCUGCUGCUGCUGCUGCUGCUGCUGCUGCUGGAUCGGCCGCCUCCCUGUGUGCACAGCUGGACCAGUUUGAGUUAUAUCGAUGCCCGGUGCGAGCGAGUGAUGUAUGACGCCUCGCGUUUGGCAGACGUUUUUAUCCAAAGCCAACACCGGAGUGAAAUAGUGUAACUGGGCUGAAUUUAUUAAUCAUUCAAUUAACUAAAUGUUCCGUCGUGGUAUGGUUCAGAUGAAUGGACUGUCACUCUUUAAUGCAAUCUAAUUCUCGGUACACCUCAAGACAGAUGCUAAGAACCCCACUGCUGCAACUCUUUAAUUUCUCUCACCCUCUCACCGCCUUUCACUUGCAUUACUUACGAUAUUUCCCCGUCCAUUUUUGUCACACUCACUUCUGCUGUAUUAUUUCUCUCUGCCGUGGCGCGAGCUUAAAUUGUGUUGCGGCUCGCAAUCUUCAUCUCCUCGCCCCCGUCCCACCGCCUACUCUCCCCAGAUUCUUCCUGUGUGUCUUUGGGGCCGGCUGGUAAAGACAGUCGGGGCAGUCGAUCGUAUCAGACUAUGAGGCCAGUUCAACCAUAAAUUACCUGCAGCUAACAAAGCGUGCGGCUGUAACUAUUACACAGCCAGUCAAAGUCACCCCGGCUCCGCACUCUCGCAGGCUGAGGAGCUGCAGACCCCAGAGAGUGCAGUGUUUGUGUGGAUCUGCUCACGCGCACAGUGACAUUUGAAUAUUUACAGGAAACGAACAUAGUUGUGAAUGAAUGACAACCUAAUGUGAUCACAAAAGCUGAAAAGAUGCAACAAAACUUGCAAAAAUCAGACAUUAAAGUUAGACAUAUGAAUUCAUAUUCUUCAUAUUUUGCUCAUGGCCAAUGUGUGACUGCAUACAUUAAAAACAUUUAUAAGACAAAUAUUACAGUUCUAGCAUAGGGGUCACACAAAAUGAACUUUUAUCCCUCGUCUCUACAUAAAAAUAUCAGGUGAUGUCAUCUGGAAGUCCAGUCCACUGCUACAGCCAGUAUGAGUGAGACGAUGACAUCAUCGCAAAUGCAAAACCUGGAGGAAAGCGAGAGGGAGAGAUGGACCCACGGCCAGCGCCUGAUGUGUUGUGUUUGUUGUUCUUUGGUGCAAACGGUUCUUUGGGGUGCUUCUUCUGGUCCUUUGUGCGUUUUAACCCUUUGCUGUGAGGAGACGGCGCCGCUCCUCUCUCCCCGCCGUGCGUGCGGCUCUGUGUUAUUGGCUAAUUGAGAGCGUGUUCAGUGCUGCAGCUCUGCCCCGGAGGUUAGUGUUAGCACACACACACUGUAGCAGGACAAAUGAGAAUACACCCCGCCAUCUGCCCAGGAGAGACACUCCCUCACCCUCUCCUUGUCGCUUUAACCUUGUCCUCCCUUCUUUCGCUCCUUUCAUCUUCUUUCUAUUCCUUCCUCCACGCUCCCGCUUCUCUCCCCUCACCCUGCCACACCUCCCGCCCUCCCUUCUCCACAUCUUUUCCAUCUUCCCACAGUUUGAUUCUCUGCUCGGCCAUUCUGCGCCGCACUCCAUCUCUCCCACUUGUUUCCUCUGUUCUCUCCGCCGCCUGCCUUCCUGCGCUGUGGGUGAGUCAGUGGGCGCUGCGUUCGCGGGGGUUCAGGCUGUCGUGUUAAGGUCUUACCGUGCUCCGACCGCAGACUUUCAGACUUUCCGUGGGCACGAUCCAUAGGGGCUGACACUGAAGGUGACCCCCGGUUGGUAACCUUGGAGACCAACUUUAUUAAAAUGAAUUUGAGUAGAGGGACCAUCCUGACAGCAGCAUAAUUACAUCGCAGAGCAUCAGCACUAAUUUAUGCAGCCUGCAUUCAACCGGUCAGGAGUGCCGAGAUGGGGUCAGCGUGGACACACUGAGAUAAACACACACACACACACACACACACACACACACACACACACACACACACACACACACACACACACACACACACACACACACGUACAUGCCUUCACGCAAACACUCGCAAGAGUAUACUGGGACACACACUCUCGCACUGACACACACACACACACACACACACACACACACACACACACACACACACACACACACACACACACACACACACACACACCUACACCUGGAUCAGCAUAGCAAUAAAAAUAGGCUCAGUUUGUUCUUACACUGCACAAUAGACAGGCACAUUCCUACGUAGUGCUUUUACUGCUUUGGGGGUCAGUAUGUGUUGGAGUUUGAGUACACAUACAUAUAGAGUACAGUAUGACCUGUGAGUCUCCAUGUGCCAGAGAGACAGCGUGAGUAUAUUUAGCAGUUAUCAGGAGAGCUGCUGGACAGGUCUUAUUAGUGUCAGAGUCUGAAAAGUGCCACAUGCCACUAAAACUUCCUGUCCUGACAAAGGGGUUCUCCGCGGCAGGGGGGCAACGGAUGCAGUGGGUUUUAAAGGUACAGUCCAGUGGAUCAGUGUGACUGUUAACUAGUGUAGUAUCUUUUUUACGUGACUCUAAUUGCAUCAGAUAAAGCUUGGCUUUAAAGCCAUUUAAAAGGUAACUUCGUCUGCUGUCAAAUGACUUAUCCCAUCGGAUUCACAAGCUCAAAAUAAGCGCGUAAUUACUCCCAUUAACAAAUUAAUCUGUAGAGCAACUUGUCCCAAAUUGAAGAAACACCUGUGAGUGGUUUUGCGCUUUAGUUUGUUUCUGGCUGUUACUUUAUUGGACGAUCAAGAUGCAGGAAUGAGGCCAUGCGGAGGUUUGCAGCGGUGGACGCCGCAGUCUCGGGCCACGUGCGGUCCAUUCACUUAGCAGGGUCUCCCUCAUUGCAGUCCUGUGUUGGCUUUUCAUUCAGCUUACAGCUAACACUUGGGGAUUUCAAUCACUUUCAUUUAUGCAUUGAUUGGUCGGGUUUCUCAGCGCUCAUUAGGCUCCAUUAACAAAGAUCCAUAAUGAGAGAAAAACAAUUCUGAUAAUGUGCUGCUGGCUGCAGGCUGAGAACGUGCCCACCCGUUCCUUGAUCACAACUCAGCUCUGGCUCGUGGACGGACGUCUGCAGCGGUGGGCCGUAUCCGAUUUGAUGUAAGAAUGCAGAAGAGAGAGCGACGGGCUGAAGUAGGAGGCUGGAGCGAGUACAGGGGUGGAAGAGGAAUGGGACAGAGGAGGUGUGGCAGGACAAAGUGCAGUGGAGGUGGUGAUCAAGUGGUUGGUGGGGGGGGGUGGUCAUGUACAGCGGACAUAAGUCACAGCUCCAGUCAUUUCAUUGUAGCCGUUGUGACCAAGGGCACACUAAUCUAUCCCAUUAGCAAAUCUCUCCGACUCUCUCAUAAUGUUACCGCUAGCUGCUCUCCUGUGACGUGUUCCUGCUUUGAGUGUGUGUGUGUGUGUGUGUCUGUGUGUGAAAGAGAGGGAGUGAGAAGGGAUGAGUUUGAACUGGGAGGAGACAAUGUGAACGAGGCAGUGUGUGUGUGUGUGUGUGUGUGUGUGUGUGUGUGUGUGUGUGUGUGUGUGUGUGUGUGUGUGUGUGUGCGUUUGCGUGCGUUUGCGUGUGCGUGUGUGAGCGCACGUGCGUGUUCGCUCGCAUAAUGACAGUUCAGCUAGUUGCUCUCCUGUGAAAAUGACACGUUCCUGCCAAAUUAAUAUCAUUACUAUCAGAGUUUAAUGGGCCAGCGCUGCCUUCUUAUUUAAAACGGAACAUCCCUCUGUCGACCUCCACCACGAGGGGGAAGGGAGGGCGUAGGAGACCGGAUUAGAAGAAAUGGUUAAACGAGCAGGACGGAGGACGUGAGUGGACGAGGAGGAGCACGAGCUUAAAGGAAGGAAACACGGGGCAUAAAAACAUCACGGCGAAGACCAAGGUUCUAACGUUUUUUAUUCCACUGGCCUGAGCCCCAUCCACAGCUGUUUGCUCAGCAGUGCCCCUCUCUCCCCCCGUGCUUAUAUCUCCACAGCCUCAUCCUGCUCCGCUGUACAAUAGGGCUGCCUCUCAGUCGUGAUGUUAGAUUUUGGGAACCGUGUUCCCGGUAAUUGUUACAGCCGCGUGCACGUCUGCUGUUGAAGUGACGCCCGCUAUCAUCAUCGGUGUUUAACAUAACAAAAAGCCCGCUUGUGUUUACAGGGUAUUUGCUGUAUUGGGAGGUUUCUCCUUUUUCCGUGGUGGUGAAUUCAGGACAUAACUCGCAUGUUCUCUGGUCACAUUGUUUUCAUUCUCUGUUUCAGGACUUCACAGUAGAUGUGUGUAGCACUAUGAGCGGCCUGUUACUGUGUCACUCUCCACUUGGAGUCAGCACUGUGAUAAUGAGUUCAUUUGGAAAUGCACUCCGCGGGCCGCCUGUGCACGUGGGCGUGUGCACGGCUGUGUUUGCACAUAUGUGCAUAUUUGCACAAUCUGUGUACAUGUGAAUAUAGCUAUUGCAAACCACAUGGUACAGUGUGUGUGUCUGUGUGUGUGUGUGUGUGUGCACGUGUGAAACUCUGGGUUUGUGAAUAUGUCAGCUUGCCGCAGGAGACCAAUUAGCUGGUGCAUCAGUGAGGAGGUGAGCAUACACACACCUGUGUGUGGACCUAUUACACCAGCUCAUCACAUACUCACACAGCGACACGGAGACAGCAUUGCUUCGCUCAUAAUAGAAACACACUGACACUUACAGUACAUUGACCAUAUGGAAUAAUGACUUCACUGUGUCAAACUGUCAGGCGUUAGUCAGCGGCGCGCGGUGUUUCAACCAGGUGUGGCUAACUAACCAGCGUUGUGAAUUAGGGCUUGUGUUAGCGCUCCUGAAUGGUUGUCGUUACCAAUGUGCGCUUCGCGUUUCACCCUCUUUUCCUCAAGCGCCCGCGCGAUCGCAGCACAGUCGGUCCCCCUCUCAACUCGGUGGCAUCGUGAAGCGAUGCAAUCAGGUGACAGUGAAAAAGCCGAUCACAGCUAAUAAAGCAGCCAGGUCCCUUCAUGUAUAAUUCAGAUCUUUUAUGGAGGGCUAUGCACCCAUAUGGGCGUGCUAAAGGAAGACUAAGGCCAUUUCCAGGCAGAGAAAAGCCCUUUUAAAAGCUAAUCCGCGUGCCAGAGUCCUGCUCCUUUUACUGCUCCUGUUUAAUGAAUAGGUGUCCAAUAAGGCCUUUUAUUGUCUUAGCAUAUGUUGCUUUUAUUAGGGGAAAAUAAUUAGGUUGUGCGGAUCACUUCGGAAGUCCUCUCGCAAGAUAAAAAUGAGAUAGUUUCACAGUCGUUGCGCAAGUCCUUCCGACUCCCUGUCGUUUUCCCCUCGGAUGCCUUGCGCCCCAGCCCCUCGUCUUCCGCCCUCCGUCCCCUCCUCGUCCCCUCCUCUCUUGUUAAUGUCCCUCCUUCUCGGCCCUCGUCCUCCUUUGCUAUUGUUCCCCUGAACGCGCCAGCUUUGAACGUACAGCAGCACAUUCGCACGCGGACACGACAGAUGAGCAGUCGCCGCGUGACGGGAGGUGGUUCGUGACUGACACCUGGUUGAUCUUAUCUGUUGAGAGGCGGCGAAGGAAAAUGGCAGCACAUAGAAAAGGAGGAGUAAUAGUCCAUGGGGUUGGGUUGUGUUCCUGUCCUUCUGCAGUUUAUCCCUCUGUUCUUUUAUCUCUCUGACUCCCCCUCUUAUACUAUGAGUGAAAGAAUAUCAAUGGGCUUCAUCUGUGAUUUGGGACUCUGGGGAAAGUGAUCCAUUUACCUCAAAGUGGUCCUACUGCGACCGCUGAGACCCAUGAAGCCUCAGCUACAGCAGCAUUGCAUGCCCGGUCCUGUAAGUUAUGAGGCCGGAGGGGGAUGGGGCUGCUGGGGAAAACGGGAUCUGCAGAGGGCUGAUGGCGAGGAAGGGGGCCGAGGAUGGAGCAGGGAGCGCGGCCGGCAGAAAGGCACUGAGCCGGCGUGAUAAAGGAACGAAAAGAGGGAUGAGGAGGAGGCCGGCCCCUCCAUCCUGUCCCUAAUGCCCCUCAGGGGAGCACGCUGCCCAUAGGUGAGUAUUAGCCAUCAGCCUGUGGGCUAAUGGAGGGUAUGAAAUAGAGUUUAGUACACACAGAUGACCAGGGGCAGGCUAAUCGCUGGGGACACCCAUGAUACGGCCAGCUGGCUAUUCUCAUGAGAUCGCACUCAGAUUAAGGGCACGACUCCCACUCAAAUAAAUGCCCUAAUGGUCUUUGCUGCUGAACAUGUGGAAGUUGAAACCCAUUGUUUUUAUUUUUAUGCUGGAAUUCCUGUUGCCGACCAAAUGACCAGCGUCUUCAUUUGCCUCUGUUCUGCCUUCAGGGGUCUCGGGGGUCAGAACAGGGCCUGGCUGCUUUCUGGAGGGGGCGCUGAGGUGUUUGAGGCGCUAAUCUCCUCUGCUCGUGGUCGAGUGGUCGGGCUGAAUGGAGGGACAGCGUUGUUAUCUGAGGGGGCCGUCAUUACCCAGGAUUCAACUGGGCUGACACACACACACACACACACAAGCAUGCAGUACUGACAAACACAGGGCAAGCUUUUUUUUUUAUUUCAGUGGUUAUUUAUUAAAUGUAAAAUAUCUUUAGCACAGAUUAAAAAUCAGACACCUCCAUUUAUUUAACAUCAAAGGUUGGAAAAAACAUUCCUGAAACAGAAUCACAAUUCCCUUUGGAGUCCCACUUUCAGGAUAGCUAGUCCAUGAGGCUGGGCAGAGGGCUGAGGCAAAAACCGCACGGCUCCUGGUCCCGUCACAGGGACUACAGGCCCGAAAACUCUUUCCAAGCGCAUGCUGUAGCCUUAUUCUCACCAUAGUAGAAAAUAGGUUUUAGUAGCCGAGCGUAGCUGCGGUACCUAGAAUUCAGGCGCCUCGUUUUGCCACUUCUUUUCUUCAUCUGUUACUCGUGUCAUAGAACAACACUGUCGGCGCCUCCAAUCACAGCUUGUGAUCAAGAGGCCGCCGCGCUUCAAACAGACUAACAAAAAAUUGUUCAAAAAUCAAGUUUUUGGUUCCGUCCAAAAGCGCCUUUUAACAUCCGAGCGGGCCGUGACCCGACGGUGAGCGACCCUUGGACAGCGCCGGGACCCGAACGUCUCGCGCCGCGUCCCCGGCCCAAACGGCGGCGUCCGCUCGGCCGACUCUGCCGCUGAACCGGAGCCGUCGCAGAGGUCGGCUGGUGAACACCCCCCCUAUAACCCCCCAUAACCCCCCACAACCCCCCCGUCCUCGCCCCGCUCUGCUCUGCCUCAACCCUCGCUGCUGUACAAAUGCCAACUGACAACAACUGACACAGAUGGUGAGCAGAAACACAGGACAGGCAAAGGAAGAGAACCACCCACAGGAGUAAGAAAACAGGAAGACUCUACACACACUGUCCAAGAGAGGAUAUUGCCUGACAAUAGUAUCAACUCAUUUAUUUUAAACUUUUUUCUUUUCUUUUCUUUUUUUUUUCUACUUUUUUAAAAUUACGCUUAUUUUUUAUUAUUUUUUU
Messenger RNA from Betta splendens (Siamese fighting fish), 10183 nucleotides. RefSeq names its product WW domain containing oxidoreductase (gene wwox). The record is from RefSeq and is a predicted model, not a curated record. The coding region runs from base 184 to 1257 and encodes 357 amino acids. The transcript has 9 exons. Gene Ontology annotation, molecular function: protein binding. NCBI's taxonomy places the organism in Eukaryota, Metazoa, Chordata, Actinopteri, Anabantiformes, Osphronemidae.